Messenger RNA from Epinephelus fuscoguttatus (brown-marbled grouper), 2957 nucleotides. Its product is annotated as tubulin polymerization-promoting protein. Gene Ontology annotation, molecular function: tubulin binding. Gene Ontology annotation, biological process: microtubule bundle formation; microtubule polymerization; positive regulation of protein polymerization. Gene Ontology annotation, cellular component: microtubule. The transcript is spliced from 5 exons. The record is from RefSeq and is a predicted model, not a curated record. The coding region runs from base 286 to 999 and encodes 237 amino acids. NCBI's taxonomy places the organism in Eukaryota, Metazoa, Chordata, Actinopteri, Perciformes, Serranidae.
GCCAACAACACCGAGGCAAGAAAAAAAAAAAACAGCUCGUCGCACACUGUGGCAGCCAAUCAGCGGACCGGUUUCUCUUCAGCAUCUCAGAGGGACUGAACCGUCAGGCAGAAUUGAGCUCAGGCAGCGGGGAGGAAAGAGACUUCAAGACUCCGCGACGUGCAAUUAUGGUUUUGUGAACUUGACGACGACGAGGAGGAGGGGGAUUACAUCACCAGCACAAAGAGAAAACAAAAGUCAGCUAAUCCGAGCACUGCACAGAAGGAACCAAAUUCCCGCACAAGCAUGGCAGACCAAAAAGACAACAUAGAUGACUUUAAAGUCCAGACAGCCAAGCAUCCCAACAUGACCUCGGUCCCUUUACGGCCGCACAGUGAACAGUCUAAAGACCGGUUGUCCAAGAGGCUUUCAACUGAGUCCAAUGGGACCAGCGAUGGAGGUAUGGGCUCGUCCACACCGGUGGAGUUAACUGCUUUGGAGGAGUCGUUUCGCCGCUUCGCCAUCCACGGCGACACUCGUGCUACAGGCAAGGAAAUGCACGGCAAGAACUGGUCCAAGCUCUGCAAGGACUGCGGCGUAAUCGACGGCAAGAACAUCACCCUCACUGACGUGGACAUUGUCUUCAGCAAAGUCAAGAAGAAAUCCUGUCGCACCAUCACAUACGACGAGUUCAAGGUUGCACUUGGAGAGCUGGCCAGGAAGAAAUAUAAAGAAAAGAGCGGAGAGGAUGCCGAGGCAGAGGUCUUCAAGUUGAUUGAGGGGAAGACACCUGUCAUCGCAGGAGUCACGAGAGCUGUGGCGUCCCCGACAGUGAGCCGUCUCACGGACACCACCAAGUUUACAGGGUCACACAAGGAGCGUUUUGAUGACACCGGCCGCGGGAAGGGUAAGGCGGGACGAGUGGAUGUGGUUGACACUUCCGGAUACGUCUCGGGGUACAAACAUCGAGGGACGUACGAAAAGAAAGUGAAUAAACCCACCGUGGGCAAACCCAUGUGAGGGCAAGGAAAUAAACAUUUGAUGAACCACUAGGAUAAUUUUCUAUUAAAAGAGUACUCAAAGAAAGCACAACAGAAUAGGAUUUCAUAUAUUUUCCCACCCAUCUAUUUUGUGCGUGUGUGUUUGUGUGUGAGAGAGAGAUGUUUUUUGAGUUCCUCUCUUUAAGAAGUGUGAGAACUGGAAAACUGUUUACAUCUAUUUUUACAAAGUCAUCACCAGCUGGUACAUUCCUGUCUGAUUGCAAGUUACUGCCAAACACUGAAGAGAACAAACGAGAGAAACUGCUAUGCUAUGAAUAUAGGAGCUUUGUUGUUAUAAUAGGGCCUUAUAAUAUUUAUUGAGCACAAUGAACAUGCCAAGAAAAACAAAAGUGGGACAACAGUUUGAUGAAUUAACAACGUUGCACUUUUUAAAUGGAAAUUUUUUCUAUUCCCAUAUUUAGCCGUAGAGAUGCAUUUUUAAUUUGCUUUGCAGAGUUUCAGUGAAAACUGGCACGUUUUUGACAGAGAUAUUAUCAAUGUUUUCUUUCUUUUGAGAACUUCAAUUGUUCCAUCUUCAGUGUUGUCUGUCAUCCCCACCUGUUGACUGUUGUUAAAGGAUUACCUCCCCACCAAAAUGAUCAUUUGUAUGUAAAUUACUCACCCCUUGUUACGUUGAAUUUGGGGGAAAAAGACGGUCUAGUGUAAAGGAUUUAGUGGCAUAUAGCUGUUAGGUUUCAAAACUAAAACUUCUCCUAUGUGCCAAGUGUGCAGAAGAACUACUGUGGCUGCCCCAAAUUGCAAAUGGCCCUAUUAAGACUCAUUCUGGGCUACUGUAGAACAACAUGACAGAAUCUAUGGAAGAGGUCCUGCUCCAUAUAUAGAUAAAAACAGGUUAUUCUGAGGCAUUGAAAAAACACAAUUCUCAUUUUAAGUUGAUGAUACACUCUUGAAAACAUCUUUAUGAACACUGUAUAGCAUUUCUGCCAAUAGAUGCCCCUAAAUUCUGCACACUGGAUCCUAAAAACACCUUCAACACCUGCACUGUUUAUGCACAAGUGUUUUAAAUAGUCAGGUUUUAGGGAACAUGCAUGUUUUGGAAGUACUGAGCAUAUGACUUGAUAAAUGAGACUUGUGUGGGAGUUUGUAAACAGAUGUUUUGAUAUUGUUUUGCUGUUGCUGAACUCCUCCACUAUGACUUCAAGAAAUUUGCCUUUUUUUUGGAUUCUUCUUCUGCCGUGGAUGCAUGCCAGAAAAACAAAAGUUUCAACAUGGAAUGAGUAAUAACAUACAAAUGAUCAUGUUGUUGGUGGAGCAUUCAUUUAAGUCUUUAUGAAAUCUACUGUUCAUUUUUUUUUUAUUCAUUUUAUAAGCUCACACUGUCAUUUCAAUAAUUUGCCUUCAGCUCAAACCAAGAAAAAUAGUUUUUGUGAACUUGUUUUAGACUUUUUGCUAUAAUACAACAUAGUUAACUGUUAGACUGAACAUUUUUGCCAUAUCUUCUUGCUUUUGUCAAUGUAUAAAACAUAAAAAAACAAAAGUCCUACCAUGCAAACCUUUUAAAUAUGCCUGCUUAUAACAUUUCAACAAAAAAAAAUACAAAAGCCUGUCAUUAUUGAGACCACAAACCAUUUGCUAACAUGCAUUUUGAAUUUUAAAUUGGUUUAUUUUCAACUGAAGAAAGAAGCUCUAACCACAGCAGAUGAGCUCAGUUGUGCAAGAUUGUAUUUUUAACAUUGUACUUAUAUUUCCUCAUCAGAUUUCUAUACAGUAGUUCUAAUAUAUUUGUGGUAAGAUUGUGUAUAUUCUAAAAAGUUAUAGCCACAUGGCUUAAUUUAUGACACUGGCUUCACAUGUUGUUUUUUCCUGUGUUGCUGUACUUUGUGCAUGUUUAUGUAUAUUGCAUUUGAUUCAGAAGCAUAUAGAUGACAGUAGGAGUUUGUCAUAUCUUAUCUGAACUGCUGUGAGGACAGACUACUG